GAAAUGAUGAGUCAGCGUGAUACAGAAACGCGAAGCGCGGCGUCCUGUCCCGUCCCGCUCGCCGUACACGGCUGCUGUCAGCGCCUUGUGGCAGCCGGAGCCCGGUACACGUAAUCACUAUCUGUCGGAUGUGAGACCGUGCGCAAAGCCAGCAUGGACCGGGACGGGAUGAAGCACCGGGACGGGCGCCCGGAGAUGAGCGGCUACAGCGUGUACGAGGAGGAGAACGACCGGCUGACCGAGAGCCUGCGGGUCAAAGCCAGCGCGCUGAAAUCUCUGUCUAUCGAUAUCGGGACAGAAGUAAAAUACCACAAUAAGUUUCUGUCUGAAAUGGACUCGGAGUUCGACUCGACGGGUGGUAUUUUAGGGGCUACAAUGGGCAGACUGAAGGUGCUCUCCAGAGGCAGCCAAGCUAAACUGCUUUUGUACAUGAUGGCUUUUGCGUUCUUUGUGUUUUUUGUCAUUUACUGGUUUGUGAAGCUCAGGUGACAUUUUUUUUAAAUCAACGUAUGUGCCACUUAUCAAGCCUGGUUCUUCUAGUGUAGUAGUAUACCUUUCAGUUCCCGACUGAUUAUUAUAUGACUAACCCUGACCAGUAAAAACAGGUCCGGUGUACAGUUGUCAGGUUCCCGGGGCAUGCUGUGUCAUUCCAGUAACUAUGUCAGCUGAAGAGGAUGAAACCGGCAACUUCCCGUCUGUGAGUUAAUGAUCCAAGAAGAAGUAUUGGGAAUUACUCCGUUAAUCUAUUUCUAAUUAAGAAAACAUCAUGGACGUGCAAAAAUGUAUUCUUCCGAAAUGGAAUAUCUUUUUCUCUUGGACGUUUCCGAUGCCACUUUAUAUAUUUGUGUUUUAUUUUUUCUUCUUUGUCUUUUUUUUUUUUUAAGGUAAAAGUUAUUGGAGGAUCAGAUUGUUGUUAAUUUGUACUAAAUGCUAAAUGAAUAUUUGUAACAUUAAAUAGCACUUUUAUUAUUGUAAAAA
Messenger RNA from Pseudophryne corroboree (corroboree frog), 978 nucleotides. It is a transcript of the gene BET1, whose product is annotated as Bet1 golgi vesicular membrane trafficking protein. Gene Ontology annotation, molecular function: SNAP receptor activity. Lineage: Eukaryota; Metazoa; Chordata; Amphibia; Anura; Myobatrachidae. The transcript has 3 exons. Gene Ontology annotation, cellular component: SNARE complex. Gene Ontology annotation, biological process: vesicle fusion with Golgi apparatus; endoplasmic reticulum to Golgi vesicle-mediated transport. The record is from RefSeq and is a predicted model, not a curated record. The coding region runs from base 154 to 489 and encodes 111 amino acids.